Chrysemys picta bellii (western painted turtle) is the source of this 3006-nucleotide messenger RNA. RefSeq names its product synapse differentiation inducing 1 like (gene SYNDIG1L). Lineage: Eukaryota; Metazoa; Chordata; Testudines; Emydidae. Gene Ontology annotation, cellular component: intracellular membrane-bounded organelle; membrane. The record is from RefSeq and is a predicted model, not a curated record.
UAUGAACUCUUUGGAGUGCAGGUUGAGAGUAGAUAGGGCUUAUGGGAGUAGGUAGGCUGUUGAGGCUUGGCUCCGAUCUCACUUCAUGAUGGUGUAGAUCAGGAUUAACCCCAUUGAACUCACCUGGGUUUUACCCUGGUGGAACUCUAAUGAGGGUGAUUUGAAUCAGGCCCUUCAGUUUUUAUUCUAUACAAACUCUGUGCCUUAAGAAGCUCAGCUUUUCCAUCCCACAAAAAUAAACAGCUGAACUCUGGCUCCAGGAUUCCCAGAUGGACUGAGCCAGCCCUGUCUCACUGGAGCAGAGAGCACCCUGGCUGUCCCAGUGAGACCCAGUACCAGCGCUGGGCCUCCUUGACCCUUAGCACCGGCACAGAGGGACCCAGUUUGUCUCUUUCUUGAAAUUCUGCUGUUCAGCCCUACAUCUUUCCUUCCCGGGGUGUUUGCGGGAGCUGCAGAGGGAGUAGCAGUGCUGAGGGAAAGGCAGCGAAAAGAAAGAGAAAGAAAUGCUGCCUUUUUUCAGAGUCCUUAGCUGAAUUAGCAGGACAAACAUUGUGGGAAGUAAUCAGGCAAGGUGCAGCUCUCCUUCAGGAAUGUUUGCUGCUGAUCACACCGCAGUUGGAGUGCUAGAGAGUGAGUGAACGCUGGGCUCUCUUGACACAAAUGUGAAGUAGGGUUUUGCUGCAGCUAGAGGGCUGUGCUGAUGCACAUCCUCUGUCUGGCUAUGCUGAUGCACAUUCCCAGUGCUGUCUCCGGCUGUGCUGAGGAGCGGUCCCCAGUGCUAUACCUGGUGCUGUCACUGACUACCUAAGACUUGCAAGCAAAGCAGCUCAAGAAUCCGUCCUGAAAGGAAGAGGCUGGAAUCAUUCCAGGGGAAAGGCUGUUCCUAGCCAGCAUCAUGCCUGGAUCAGGUUUACUUCAGCUACCUUCUCUCCAACUUAGUGGGUGAGCCACUGUUCAUCACUCAGGGUUACCCUCCUGUUAGCUUCUCCAGGCCAUUUUUAGCAGAAUGGAAAGUUUGAGUGAGCUUCAGAACCCACUGCUGGCCAAGAGCAGCAAGCAUCUUCACGGUAGCUACUCCUACCAUCAGCAUCACCCUAGUCAUUGCUGCCAGGGGAAACUUUACAUCUUUCAAAACACUGGCAGUGCCAGGACUCACCAGCUGCUGGAUGCCAGUUCUCUGCAGCUGGCUGUUGAAGCAUUGUAUGGUCCCAACUUCAUCCUGGUGACGGAUGAGACCAGUCUCAAGGCCAAGGACAACAAAGGGGAGAGCUGCGAGACGACCUUCAUGGAAAACAAAGAGGCCCCCUCUGAGGCUGCAGAUGGGCGAGAAAAACAAGGGCCCUGCCAGAUGGAGGGUGACAUCAGAAUCCAAACAGUGUCCUAUGAGGUGGAGGAGGAGGAAUUCCAGGAGUAUGAGAGUGACUCCUCGAGUGACAGCGAGAGUGAGGAUCAUUUCCUGAUGCUCCCCCCACGAGACCACCUGGGCCUGGCCAUUUUUUCAAUGCUCUGCUGCUUCUGGCCCUUGGGAAUCGCUGCCUUCUACUUCUCCCAUAGGACCAGUAAGGCUGUCUCCAAGGGGGACUUCCACAUGGCAAGUUCGGCCUCCCGGCGGGCCCUCUUCCUUGCUGCGCUCUCCAUCACCAUCGGCACAGGGGUCUAUGUUGGUGUGAUUGUAGCACUGAUUGCUUAUCUAUCCAAGAGUGGCCAUGUAUAGCAGAGACCUUCACGCCAAAGCUCAGCACUCUGCACCCAAAGGCCAAUGCUAGGGGGAUUCACGCUUUUGUAUGGAGCAUAGGACACAACGCAACGCUUGCAAGGGCCGCUGAGCAGCUCCAUGAGUGGAGGGAUCCAGGCUUGGAUGCGCUGUACAGGGUCUUUCCCUUUUACAUGAACAAUAGACUCCAUUUUCCUUUACACCUUGGACAACUGGCUAACAAUGUCCUGCUAGUAAAGAACUCAGCACAGGCUGAAAGUCCUGGAUUCUGAGGCUGGGAGGAGCAUGUUUUGCUUAAGGAAGAAUGUGGAAGAGAUAUUUUUAGUUCAUCUGCAGGGCCCGGUGCAGCCACUUAUAGUUUUCAAAACAACAUGUUCAUGUUCUAGUCCUGCACUGUGAAUCCCACCACCUAGUGUAUCAGCCCUGGUCUGAUUUUGAGACACAUGGGGAAGAGAGGGCAGUGGCUCACAGGCUGAUUGAGAGAGAGAGUGGUCAAGGCUCCUGUUGUGGGGAAAACACUUCAGUUUUAGUGCUAUAGGCUGGCAACUGUCCCUUUAAUUGCCACAAACUAGGAGGACACAGUGCAGCCCUAAAUAAAGAGAGAGCUCUGGGACUCAGUCUGCAAAACCUCAGCUAACAGCUCUGACACCAGGCUUUAUUCACCCUAGUCUCAUUUACCAAUCCCUGGCUCAGCCCUUGGUGAUUCAGACCUAGCUCUGGACUCAUAAAUCCAUUCUAAACAAAACAACGAAAAGUCAUUUGGGUUGGUGAUUGUGUGUCAUCAUUUCAUGUGUAGAAGCUGGUUGGGAAAAACCUCACAAGUCUUGUGUAUUAUCGUCAUCACAGUAGCACCUAGUGGCCCAACUAUUGUGCUAGGUUCUGUAAAGACACAUGGUAAGAGCUCAGGCUCCGAAGAACGUACAGUCUCAGGAGCCAAAACAGACAAAGGCUGUGUGUGAAACGGAGGCACUGAGAGCUGACAUGAUUUACCUGAGGUCACUGAUGUCAGGGCCAUAGAACCCUAGGCUAGGUACCUCACCUUUAGCUUUAGCAGUGAGCAAUGAAACACUCCAGGUACUGCCAGUUAGGGCAACACCCAGAAGAAAAUAUCCUGUUCUGCCCCCAAUGCGUCUACUUCCAGGUAAAUAACAACCCCCUCAGCCGGAACUGGCCUGAUCCCAUUAAUGCUGGUCACAGACAAAUACGGAGGUCAACAAAAAAAACUCUUAACUCAGCUUUGUGUACAACGUCCAGCCAAAAAUACUGUUUGUUACUGGACAAAAGCCACAGAA